AUGGCCAUGCAGAUGCCGUUGGAAGCAAAUGCGGAUACUUCAGCAGAGGAAGAGAGCUUUGGGCCCCAGCUCAUCGCUCGGUUAGAGCAAUGUGGUAUAAAUGCAAAUGAUGUGAAGAAGUUAGAAGAAGCUGGGUUUCACACAGUCGAGGCUGUUGCUUAUGCGCCCAAGAAGGAGCUGCUAAAUAUCAAAGGCAUCAGUGAAGCCAAAGCUGACAAAAUCUUGGCUGAAGCAGCUAAACUGGUUCCCAUGGGCUUCACCACAGCAACAGAAUUCCACCAGCGAAGGUCAGAGAUCAUCCAGAUCACCACUGGGUCCAAAGAACUUGAUAAACUUCUUCAAGGAGGGAUAGAAACAGGAUCCAUCACGGAACUGUUCGGCGAGUUUCGUACUGGGAAAACACAGCUGUGUCAUACCCUGGCAGUAACCUGUCAACUUCCCAUCGACCGAGGGGGUGGUGAAGGAAAAGCCAUGUACAUUGACACAGAGGGGACCUUCCGUCCUGAGCGGCUUCUCGCUGUGGCUGAAAGGUACGGCUUGUCUGGCAGUGAUGUCCUGGAUAACGUGGCCUACGCUCGAGGCUUUAACACAGACCACCAGACCCAGCUGCUCUACCAGGCGUCUGCUAUGAUGGCUGAAUCACGAUACGCCCUGCUGGUCGUGGACAGUGCCACUGCCCUGUACCGCACCGACUACUCGGGCCGCGGGGAGCUCUCGGCCAGGCAGAUGCACCUCGCCCGCUUCCUGCGGAUGCUGCUGCGGCUCGCGGAUGAGUUUGGAGUGGCAGUUGUGAUCACCAACCAAGUGGUAGCACAAGUAGAUGGAGCUGCCAUGUUUGCUGCAGAUCCCAAAAAACCUAUUGGAGGGAAUAUCAUAGCACACGCUUCCACCACCAGGCUCUAUCUGCGGAAAGGCCGAGGUGAAACCAGGAUAUGUAAAAUCUACGACUCCCCUUGUCUUCCUGAGGCUGAAGCCAUGUUUGCUAUUAAUGCUGAUGGAGUGGGAGAUGCUAAAGACUGA
This is a messenger RNA of Nestor notabilis (Kea), 1020 nucleotides long. It is a transcript of the gene RAD51, whose product is annotated as RAD51 recombinase. The record is from RefSeq and is a predicted model, not a curated record. The coding region runs from base 1 to 1020 and encodes 339 amino acids. The transcript has 9 exons. NCBI's taxonomy places the organism in Eukaryota, Metazoa, Chordata, Aves, Psittaciformes, Psittacidae. Gene Ontology annotation, cellular component: condensed nuclear chromosome. Gene Ontology annotation, molecular function: double-stranded DNA binding; ATP binding; DNA strand exchange activity. Gene Ontology annotation, biological process: DNA recombinase assembly; double-strand break repair via homologous recombination; mitotic recombination-dependent replication fork processing.